This is a messenger RNA of Carya illinoinensis, 1067 nucleotides long. RefSeq lists its product as uncharacterized. Bases 360 to 866 code for a protein of 168 amino acids. Lineage: Eukaryota; Viridiplantae; Streptophyta; Magnoliopsida; Fagales; Juglandaceae. The record is from RefSeq and is a predicted model, not a curated record. Gene Ontology annotation, molecular function: zinc ion binding. The transcript has 2 exons.
AAAUGGCCUCUAAAUAUUGUGAAUACAAAUCUGUUUUGGAGGUCAAAUGGCCUCUACAUAUUGUGAAUACAAUUCUGUUUCGGAAAUGUCAUGGACCAUGCGUAUAUUGUUCAAUAAGUUUUUUUUGGAGUUCAAAUGGCCUUCAUUUUAUAGUUAUUUACUCUAAAACGUUUGGUAAGAAAAAUUCUGAUAUGUUUGUAAGAUUUAUAUGGAUAAGUGUCAUGUGGUUUUUAUGAAACAUAGUUUAGGGAAGUCCAAUUUGCACACCUUAGGUUCCCAUAACUUCAAAAAAAUAACAAGAAUAGUUAGAUACCUGGUUUUACUAUAAGAAUGAGUGGAGUAUAUUGUGGAAGGGAACAAUGUUAAUAAUUUUUCUGUGUAUGUGCUACGACAACUACUUUUAUUGUUCUCUUUGUAUAUGGACAGCAAUGCCUGAGUCACGUGGUGAAAAUUGCUCAAGCUCAGGAAAGUCAAUAGUUGAGUACCCAAUUUGUUACUGUGGAAUUAAAGCUUGUCAAAGAACUGCGCAUAUGGAUGAAAAUGAGGGGCGGCGAUUUUUUGGAUGCCAAAACUAUAUGUCUGGGAAGUCUUGUGGAUACUUCUUCUGGUAUGACCCUGAAAUAUCAUCAUAUUGCCAAAAAACUAUCAAACGAUUACAACACUCAAUUGAUAAAUUAAAACUUGAAGUUGAAAAGAUCCAAGCAUCAAUGGAUAUCCAAAGCUUGAAUCAUCGACUACAAAUAGAGUCCGAGAAGCGCAAGAGGCAAAUGGAGAAGGCUACCUACGUGACACUAAUUUCAUUGUCGUGGUUUUUCUUUGUUGGGUUGCUUAUAUCUAGUUGUGGUUGGUUCAAAGGGAAAUGUUAAUAUAGUUGUAGAAGUAAGCAACUACAAAAGUCUAUUAGUAUGUAGAAGAUCUUUGUAUUUUGUGGAAGGUGGGCUGUCAGCUUGUUGCUGGAAAUUUUGGAUCCGAGUGCUGGAUCUUUGUAUCAUUGUGGAAAGUGUUUGUAUUUUGUGAAAACGAUAUGUAUUUGUUGAUAUUAAUGAAAAUGAAGUUUGUAUUAUUAA